AUGAUGUCCGCCCGUGUCGCCCGCGCUGGCCUGCGUGCCACCCAGCAAUUCUCCGUCGCUCGCCCGGCCUUCAACGGUCUGCGCACCUAUGCCACCCCGGCCCAGGAUGUCCGCCCUCCCGUUUCCCUCUUCGGUGUUGACGGCACCUACGCCUCUGCUCUGUAUACCGCCUCUUCCAAGGCUGCCUCCCUCGAGCAGACCGCUAAGGCUAUUGCUGCCCUUGGUCAGGUCAUCAAGGCCGACAAGAAGCUCGUCACCAUCCUCAACGCUCCUACUCUGACCAACGCCGACAAGGCCCAGAUCGUCCAGGAGCUCCAGAAGGUUGCCGGUGCCGACAAGGCCGAUAUCCUCAAGAACUUCCUCCAGACCCUUGCCGAGAACAACCGUUUCGGUUCCCUCGAGGGUGUCUGCGAGAAGUUCGCAGUCCUCAUGUCUGCUGCUCGCGGCGAGAUUGAGCUGAGCAUCACCUCCGCCCAGGAGCUUGACACCAAGACCAUCAACCGUCUCGAGAAGGCUGUUGCCAAGUCCGAGUUCAGCCAGGGCAAGAAGCUCAAGAUUGUCACCAAGGUUAACCCCGACCUUGUUGGUGGACUUGUUGUCGAGAUUGGUGACCGCACCAUCGACCUUAGCGUCUCCUCCAAGAUCGCCAAGAUGAACAAGGCUCUUACCGAUGCUUUGUAA
This is a messenger RNA of Penicillium verhagenii, 681 nucleotides long. Its product is annotated as F1F0 ATP synthase subunit 5. The record is from RefSeq and is a predicted model, not a curated record. Gene Ontology annotation, molecular function: proton-transporting ATP synthase activity, rotational mechanism. Gene Ontology annotation, cellular component: membrane. The transcript has 4 exons. Lineage: Eukaryota; Fungi; Ascomycota; Eurotiomycetes; Eurotiales; Aspergillaceae. Gene Ontology annotation, biological process: proton motive force-driven mitochondrial ATP synthesis. The coding region runs from base 1 to 681 and encodes 226 amino acids.